AUGCCGUUCUAUCUGUUUGGUCUCCUCCAGUCGCCUACUGAACAUCGUUCCGGUUUUCAACGAGUACGUCUCGACCUACGAAAAGUACACCUUCUGCUUCCACUUCAAAAACAGGGAUGUCAGAAUUUGGUUGAGAUUACCAGGAAUAGACAAGACAUUCGAGUGAUUCCCUCAGAGGCACGUUUUCGUGCAGGAGAUUUAUUUCAGAGAUAUUGCGAAGAUCUUGGUGAACAUUUAGCAGACAUAAAGUCAGAGGCGGAGGAAACAUUUCUAGAGAGAUUUUCACGAAAACAGUACAAGGACUUUGAGUGUAAAGCUUAUCACUUAGAUAAAGAUUCAAACAACUGUGUUCGGGUAUUUGUAUUUAGUAUGUUGUUUCCAGGAUACAAUGAAGGCUUCUGGCUAGGUGCAACAGACGUUGAAAGUGAGGGAACAUUUGUCUGGAGGGAUGGAACUAAUGUUUCUGAUUUUUACGUCAACUGGGGGCCUUCACAACCGAAUAAUGCUAAUGGAAUAGAACACUGUUUGAAGACUGUGAAAACAGACGACGAGUGGAAAUGGCGUGAUGGGAAAUGUCAAAGAAAACUGUUCAGUUUAUGUGAAUUCGACUAA
Messenger RNA from Mercenaria mercenaria, 612 nucleotides. RefSeq names its product pulmonary surfactant-associated protein D-like. The record is from RefSeq and is a predicted model, not a curated record. The transcript has 5 exons. Lineage: Eukaryota; Metazoa; Mollusca; Bivalvia; Venerida; Veneridae. The coding region runs from base 1 to 612 and encodes 203 amino acids.